AUGCCGCCGCUCAUGCGCUUCCCCGCGCCCGCUCUCCCGCAGCUCUUCUCCCCGGGCCUCGACAUGGAGAGCCUCGCGGCAGCCAACAGCCCAUACCGACAACCCGCACCUCCGCCCCAGCUGCCCAUGCUCCAGCUCCCAGGCCGCCAUCAGGAGCCACUGUGGUACGACCCAAACGACGACAAGCAGGCAGGCCCCUCGUGUCCGCACAAGAGCAGGUGGCCGGCCUGCGGAGCCCAUGUGUCGGCAGAGAAGAGGCUCGCUGCGUUCACCGACGACGAGGUUGAGCAGAUCAGCCAGGACAUCGGGCUCAUCGUCCGCAGAGAGUUUGACUCGUGGGUCGAGGCGUGCUGGACGGAAGCGUUCCAUCACGUCUUCACGCGCACGAUCCCGACGUUUCUUAUCUCGCUCAUCCUAGCGGGAGCAUCACCAACGUUGAUGCGGAAACACAUCGUUCAUGGGGGACCAGAACUGGACCGAAUAUUCAUGUCCGACAUGCUCGACCAUCUGUACGCGGAACUGGAACGACGGCUGUCCGGACGGCUAGAUGUGGGCGUGCGAGGGGAAGUCGCGGAUGCUGCUCCCCUAAUCGGAGCUGGAGGGCUAGGAGCGCAGCCGCCCGCCGUCCCGCCAGGUCUUCCGCGCGACGGAGUGUGCACGUACGACCUGGGUCCAUCACACGGCCGACCGCUAGAGGAGGACGAACACGCGGCCUGCCUGUGCCAGCUGACGACAUGCCUGUCGUGUCUGUCCGAGGCGGCUUUGAAGCGCAAGACGCCGGUCGGCCUGCUGCCGUACGAGCUGCGCGACUCGCCCAUGGCGAUCCGGUGGCAGGGCCGUAUCGAGACACAGGCGCAAGCGCGAUCGCGAGCAUGCCCAGAGCCGCCAGAGCGCAAUCCGCCAGCACCGCUACCAAAAGGCGUGGGGUUCCAGCGCGUGACGCGUUCGCCAGCGUCGAAUCCAGCAUCCCGGCCCCAGAUCUUCCCGCAUCCGCAAAUGACCGACGUGCUCGCUGUCGAGGAGCACCUCCGCUGGCGGCUGAAGGAAAUGGGCGCGGUCGAUCCCGCCGUCGAGGCGCGGUACGGGCCUAGCACGAACGCGCCCGCAGCGCUUGAGGGCUUGGAGUCUGCCCUGAAGCCGCUUGACGAGGAUGGCAAGAGCGACGCCAACGGCAAGAACGGCCGCAAGAUGACGACUGGCCGAAGCAAAGCCCGCUUCAACAAGUCGGUCAAGGCGCCGCCCAAGGCCAAGACGCCUGCGAAGAAGGUCUACCUCCCUGCCGAGUGGGCGGAGAUGGAUCCCAACGUCCGUAACAUGGCCGUUGUCCUGACCUUUCGCCACUUUGUCAAGGCCGCGUCGACGUCGUCCCCCUUCAGCUACGCGGGAUACACAAAGGACGUUGCCGCGCUCGAGUCCGCACACCCGAUUGCAAUGUAUCGCCGGCUGACGGAACCGUCUGCGCGAAAGCGGGAGCGGGGCGCGACACUAGGCCGCGCUUGGGCCGAGUGCAUGGACAAGUGGAUGGAGGAGCUGGGCAUGCGGGAGAAGGCGCUCGGCAACGUCCACGUCAACAACGGCAACUACGUGACUGCCGCAUUAGCUUAUACGCGCGCGAUCAGCCUCGACGGGAAGAAGACGGUGUACUACACGAACCGCGUCGUCGCGCUCAACGCGAUGGGCGAGCACGAGGCCGCCGAGGCGGACUGUACGCGUAUCCUGGGCAAGGAUCCCAAGAACUCGAAGGCGUACUACCAGCGCGCCCUCGCGAGGAAGGGGCUCGGCAAGUGGCGUGAGGCAGAGCAGGACCUCAACAUGGUCAUCAAGCUGCAGCCUAAUGAGAGCGCGCGGAAUCUCCUCGACACGGUCCGCGCCGAGGUUAAGAAACUGCCCAAACUGAGGCAUGAAGAUGUCCUGAACUUCUAG
Molecule: messenger RNA, 1923 nt
Organism: Trichosporon asahii var. asahii CBS 2479
Lineage: Eukaryota; Fungi; Basidiomycota; Tremellomycetes; Trichosporonales; Trichosporonaceae
Product: serine/threonine protein phosphatase 5 phosphatase
Exons: 3
Coding region: 1-1923 (640 amino acids)
Cellular component (GO): mitochondrion; cytosol
Molecular function (GO): heat shock protein binding
Source: RefSeq, a predicted model, not a curated record